Molecule: messenger RNA, 6321 nt
Organism: Hyla sarda
Lineage: Eukaryota; Metazoa; Chordata; Amphibia; Anura; Hylidae
Gene: SYT11
Product: synaptotagmin 11
Exons: 4
Coding region: 126-1379 (417 amino acids)
Biological process (GO): calcium-ion regulated exocytosis; vesicle fusion; cellular response to calcium ion
Cellular component (GO): synapse; axon; membrane
Molecular function (GO): calcium-dependent phospholipid binding; phosphatidylserine binding; clathrin binding
Source: RefSeq, a predicted model, not a curated record
CCGGAGGUGGAGGGAGGGGCCGGCUUUCAUCAGGACCACAGGCAGAGCGGCGGCCGUAUCCCGGGGAGCAGCAUCGUGUGAACAGGACAUGAAGUGAGGCCUCUCCGGCAGCGCAUACGGUCAGCAUGGCGGAGAUCACCAGCCUCGCCCCCAGCUUCGAUAUGUCUCCCAUCGCGGCAGGGUUUAUUGGAGCGGCGGUGUUGGUGGUGUCGGUCUCGGUGGCGGUCUUUAUCUGGAGCUGCUGUCACAGCCGCGCAGAAAAGAAGUAUAAGAACCCCCCAUACAAGUUCAUUCACAUGCUGAAGGGGAUCAGUAUCUACCCCGAGACCCUGAGUAACAAAAAGAAGACCUUCCACGUGCGCAGGGAGCGGCCUGAUGGGGGUAGUGCUGAGGCAGGACUAAUGGGGCCGGAGAAGGGUCCUAAUGGUCUUGCCACUGCCGUCACCCAGCUGCCCAUCAACCCCAACUACGGGGCAGAGGUGAGUCCAUGUGUGAGCACCAGCUCCAGUGGGACCAAGACGUCCUCCCCCUCCUCCCCUGACGAGGAGCGCCCCCUGGGGACCCUGACCAUCGCUGUGGACUACAACUUCCCUAAGAAGGCCCUGGUGGUGACUAUACAGGAGGCUCAUGGCCUUCCGGUGAUGGACGAGCAGGCCCGGGGCUCCGACCCUUACAUCAAGAUGACCAUCCUGCCUGACAAGAAGCAUCGAGUGAAGACUCGCGUCCUGCGGAAGACCCUGGACCCCGUGUUCGAUGAGACCUUCACCUUCUACGGCGUCCCCUACAGUCAGCUCCAGGACCUGCUGCUUCACUUCCUGGUGCUCAGCUUUGACCGAUUCUCACGAGACGAUGUGAUCGGGGAGGUGAUGGUGCCGCUAUCGGGGGUGGAUCCCAGCACCGGGAGAGUCCAGAUCACCAGGGACAUUGUGAGGAGAAACAUCCAGAAAUGUGUCAGUCGCGGUGAACUACAGGUGUCGUUGUCUUAUCAGCCGGUGGCACAAAGAAUGACGGUCGUGGUGCUGAAAGCCAAACACCUGCCGAGAAUGGACAUCACCGGCCUCUCAGGUAAUCCUUACGUCAAGGUGAACGUCUAUUAUGGUCAGAAGCGAAUUGCCAAGAAGAAGACGCACGUGAAGAAGUGCACGCUCAGCCCGGUGUUUAACGAGUCCUUCAUAUACGACAUUCCCAUAGACCUCUUGCCGGACAUCAGCAUUGAGUUUCUUGUCAUCGACUUUGAUCGCACCACCAAGAACCAGGUGGUGGGCCGGCUCAUCCUGGGGGCGCACAGCGUCACUGCCAACGGCAUUGAACAUUGGCGCGAGGUCUGCAAUAACCCCCGCAAGCUGAUUGCCAAGUGGCACAGCUUGAGCGAGUUCUAGGGGCCUCUUGGCGCGGUGAGGUCGGUUAGUGGGUGAAGGAGGUCACACAGGUCGUAGUGAUGGGACAAGUGCUGGAACCACAUGGGCAGGAGAUCUUUUUAUUUUAAGCCUCCAGUGACCGCGGCGCCCGUUACAUACCGUAACCGUGCCGAAUGCUGAAGGGGCUAGCCUUGUUUUAGUGGUAGAUCAAACGUUAGGCCGUCAGUUCUGAUGUCUUGCAGGACACUAUAAUACUAAGUACUAAACCCCACAGUAACACAUGGAUAUAUAUACGGAGUGUAACCCUUUGUGUGCAUGUUUACCACAUGUCUCCGCUGUCUCUGUACAAGCCCUGUGCAUGUCAGGCUGUGUUCCUAACUCCUGGUGAUGAGGUCCCUGGGGCUCUUGUGAAUUCGGGAGUUCUGUGGCCCUUGUGUCAUAGGUUGUGGUGGUUGAGGUUUUACUGAUGGAGCGGAUCAUCUCUACCCAUCGUCUGGAUGAUGUCACAUGACAGCACGCUGUAUGGAUGUCCCUGGUGUCAUCAAGUUGGAGAUAUGUAGGCUCAGACUGACUGGGCACCAUCAGGGACUAAAGAUGUGGGGGUGCUCUCAUGGUUGUCUGAUGUGCUGCCCCGGCCGCUGUAUAUACACCCAGCUUCACAGCACAAUAACUGCCCCAGGUCACGUAACUGCAGGAGGAGAUGCGGUUGUGCCUCAUUUUUUUUUUUCUAUAUUUUAUUGCACCAGUGUAUAAGGUGAAAUGUUCCACUGGUCAACAACCAAUGAGAAGAGUCUCAGCAGACGAUCCAAGAUAGAUUUCCCAUGUGUAGGGUCAGCAUAAGGCAGACCGAAGAGGCCACCAGGCUCGUGACAUCGGCUUUUCCCGUAACCUUGCUGGGUACGUGUCUACCAUUCUGGCGGGUGCCCCAGCCUCCUUCGGCACUUCACUGACUGAACCCCUGCAGGGAUGGUGGCUCCAGGCUCUGACCUCUUGCUGUGACCUCUGGUCCUCUCUAGUCUACAGCUUUGGCAUUCUCCAGGAAUCAUCCCAUUGCCCGGCAUCUAAUAUAGUCCAGAUUCUUUCCUAUAUCCUCCAUAGACCCCAUAACACAAGGGAUCGGUCUGUUACACCUGAUGUAAGACCACAACCCCCUGCCAAUAUCCUGGACUCUCAUCACGUUCCGGAUUUCACCAAUUUAUUACUUCACAUCCCAGAUAUGACACAAGCAAUAUCUAAGAGCUGCUCCACAAUGCCUCCUCCUAUUGUAUCACUGGCCAAGGUAUCCGUAGAAAACAUUUCUAGAACAAAUCAAGGUCUAAAAAUGUAAAUUAUUACGUAGAUAAGAGGGGAAGAGCUACAGACCUUACCGAGCUGUGGACCGGGCUUAAUUCAUAGAAAACAUCGCCCCAAAAAGAGAGCUGCCACUUAUCAGUGGGAUGGAUCAUACAACAUCUUCAAUAUGGAAAGCUCCAGCAGAAGAUGUUGGUUGUUCCCAGUCAACUGAAUAAAACAUUGGGAAGGACAUAAAGGAGAACAUGCAGAAAUGGGUCACUGUCUGAAUAGAGAACAACAAGCCACGAAAAUAGAGAAUGUCCACCACAACGAACAGAGGAAAUUAGUCAGUGACAGAUCUGUAAAAAACAAACAAAAAAAAAACGCCAAAGUGAAUUCAGAACUAACACCUUAAAUGGGUACUCCAGCCCUAAUACAUCUUAUCCCCUAUCCAAAGGAUAGGGGAUAAGAUGUCUGGUCGUGGGGGUCCCGCCGCCGGGGACCCCCAUAAUCGGUCAUUGCGCACCCACCUUUUGUGAGCUCUCUGCAGCGCUGGAGUCUCCAAAUGUGUAGCGUGACGACCAUGGGGCCAGAGUAUCAUGAUGUCACAACUCCGCCCCCGUGUGAAGUCACACCCUGCCCCCCUCGAUACAAGUCUAUGGGAGGGGGCGUGAUGGCCUUUGGAUAGGGGAUAAGAUGUAUUAGGGCUGGAGGACCCCUUUAACCAGAGAGAACAAGAAUACAGGGGCUGAGGACAAGAAUCCUGAAGGAAAGUGAUAUCACUGAUCAGUCACCGCUCUGUAUCCUCAGACACUGAUCAGUCACCUCUUUGUAUCCAUAGACACUGAUCAGUCACGCUCUGUAUCCUUAGACACUGAUCAGUCACCUCUCUGUGUCCUCACAAUGAUCAGUCACCGCUCUGUAUCCUCAGACACUGAUGAGUCCCCGCUCUGUAUCAUUAGACACUGAUGAGUCCCCGCUCUCUAUCCUUAGACACUGAUCUGUCACGCUAUGUAUCCUCAGACACUGAUCAGUCACCUCUUUGUAUCCUUAGACACUGAUCAGUCACGCUCUGUAUCCUUAGACACUGAUCAGUCACCUCUGUAUCCUCAGACACUGAUGAGUCCCCACUCUCUAUCCUUAGACACUGAAAAGUCACCGCUCUCAAUCCUCAGACACUGAUCAGUCACCGCUCUCAAUACAUAGACACUGAUCAGUCACCGCUCUGUAUCCUUAGACACUGAUCAGUCACCGCUCUGUAUCCUCAGACACUGAUCAGUCACCGCUCUCUAUCCCUAGACACUGAUCAUUCGCCGCUCUCUAUCCUUAGACACUGAUCAGUCACCGUUCUCUAUCCUUAGACACUGAUCAGUCACCGUUCUCUAUCCUUAGACACUGAUCAGUCACCGCUCUGUAUCCUUAGACACUGAUCAGUCACCGCUCUGUAUCCUCAGACACCGAUCAGUCACUGUUCUCUAUCCUUAGACACUGAUCAGUCACCGUUCUCUAUCCUUAGACACUGAUCAGUCACCGCUCUCUAUCCUUAGACACUGAUCAGUCACCGCUCUCUAUCCUUAGACACUGAUCAGUCACCGCUCUGUAUCCUUAGACACUGAUCAGUCACCGCUCUGUAUCCUUAAACACUGAUCAGUCACCGCUCUGUAUCCUUAGACACUGAUCAGUCACCGUUCUCUAUCCUUAGACACUGAUCAGUCACCGCUCUGUAUCCUCAGACACUGAUCAGUCACCGCUCUGUAUCCUUAGACACUGAUCAGUCACCGUUCUCUAUCCUUAGACACUGAUCAGUCCCCGCUCUUUAUGAUCAGUGACAUCUGAGAAUUCAGGGUAAGAAAUGUUGAGGACAAGAAGUAUGGAAUGAGGAGGAUUAUUGAUGGUGAUCUCCAGAACGCUUCCUGCUCCAGUAAUCGUCUCGUGUGUGAGGGACAUGGAACAGAGGGAUCGACUGGUAGACAAUGCUCUAGGUCAUAUCUGGGAUUUGUGAAUUAAUUAUGAGGUAAAAGAACUGAUGACAUCAUCUAAGUGGGCAGAGUCUAGGAGGUUGUAUUCCCAAUGUGGUAUAAGGACAGAUCUCGUAUCAAAGCUCUGUUUUCCAUAGAUCCAUAUAAAAGACUCUGAUCCCUCCAUAGGCUCUAAUACCCCAUGUAAAAGGCUGGGGAUCCCUACAUACAUCUUACUAGGCUUAGACCACAUAUAAAAUGUCCUGAUCCCUCGGCACUUUGACAUUAGACUCUAAUCCCCAUAUAAAAGGCUCCAAUCCCUCUUCUGUAAUAAAGCUCUAUUCCUUUUGUUCUCUUAUUAAGCUCAGAUUUACCAUAUACAGUAAAUUGCCCUGAUCCCUUGAUUAUUAGGGUCAGAGCCCCAGUAUAAAAGGCUUAGAUCCCUCAGUACUGUUUUUAGAACCGGGAUACCCAAAAGGCUCAUAUUUUACCAUAUUCUUAAAAAAAAAAUCACAGGCCCUGGUGUAGGGUUCCAAUAGGUCUGUGUUACAAUAAAUAAGGCUUUUACCCCACUGUAAUACAAUAAUAGGCUGAGAUCCUAAAUAAAAAAAACAUAAUACGUUGUUAGGUCCAGAGUCCCCUAAAAGGCUUAAAACUUAUGUAAUUAGGCUCUGGUUCUAUAUAAUCUGAUAUCGCUGUACUGGGAGAUCUUGUUCACAUAUGAGUAUAAUCAUGGGUACUCUCUAAUAAUGCUCUGACCCCCUCUGAUAAGGCUCAAAUUCCCUCUAAUAAGGCUUGGUUCCUUUCCAAUAAUGCUCAGAUUCCUUACAGUACAUCUUGGAAUCCAUUAUAGUAAGACUCCGAUCCCCUUUAAUAAUGCUCAGAUUCCCAUGCAGUAAGGCUCUGAUCCUCUCUAAUUAGACAAGGAACCCAUUUAUAAAGCUCAGAUCCCCUCCAAUAAGGCUCAAAUCUCUCCCAAUGAUGCUCACUCUCACUUCUGAUAAGGCUCCGAUUCCUUUUAUAAAGCUCAGAUCCCCUCCAAUAAGGCUCAGAUCUCUCCCAAUGAUGCUCACUCUCACUUCUGAUAAGGCUCCGAUUCCUUUUAUAAAGCUCAGAUCCCCUCCAAUAAGGCUCAGAUCUCUCCCAAUGAUGCUCACUCUCACUUCUGAUAAGGCUCCGAUUCCUUUUAUAAAGCUCAGAUCCCCUCCAAUAAGGCUCAGAUCUCUCCCAAUGAUGCUCACUCUCACUUCUGAUAAGGCUCCGAUUCCUUUUAUAAAGCUCAGAUCCCCUCCAAUAAGGCUCAGAUCUCUCCCAAUGAUGCUCACUCUCACUUCUGAUAAGGCUCCGAUUCCUUUUAUAAAGCUCAGAUCCCCUCCAAUAAGGCUCAGAUCUCUCCCAAUGAUGCUCACUCUCACUUCUGAUAAGGCUCUGAUCACCAGCUCAGCAGAUCCUCUUAUUUCGCUAUAAUGGAGAUGUAUCCCCCUCCAUUCUCUUUGUACUGAACUGAUUGCUCCAGACUGUGCACAGACGGGGGGAUAGUAAGUAGGAGGGGCUUAUGUUCCAGUGUGUAAAACCUGUAUGUGAGGUCAGUAGACCCUGUACAUGACCUCGCUAUGUGUGUCACCAGUGCUAUGUGACCCUGCAUACAGCAAUGUGCUGCUAUCUUACUACUCUGUAAUGCUAUAUUGUACCUUGGAUUUGUUAACACAAAAUAAAGUCUAAUUCACUGGAAA